Nerophis lumbriciformis (worm pipefish) is the source of this 975-nucleotide messenger RNA. The record is from RefSeq and is a predicted model, not a curated record. Lineage: Eukaryota; Metazoa; Chordata; Actinopteri; Syngnathiformes; Syngnathidae.
AUGGCUUCGUCUCACGGGAGAAGUAGUGACCUGCGCUUCGCCGACUGGAUGUCAAGUCUCCCGCAAAGCAUGCACAGCAUCCCGCUUACCAACUUGGCUAUCCCGGGUUCCCAUGACUCCUUCAGCUUUUACAUUGACGAGGCAUCUCCUGUGGGCCCCGAGCAACCAGAGACGGUGCAGAACUUUGUGUCAGUUUUCGGUACUGUGGCCAAGAAGCUCAUGCGGAAGUGGUUAGCCACGCAGACCAUGAACUUCAACAGCCAGCUAGAGGCCGGUGUCCGCUUCUUUGACCUGCGCAUCUCAACAAAGCCCAGAGACCCCGACAAUGAGCUCUUUUUUGCCCACGGUCUUUUCAGUGCUACGGUGAGAGAAGGUUUGGAGCAGAUCAGCAGCUUCCUGUCGGCACAUGCAAGAGAAGUGGUUUUCCUGGACUUCAACCACUUCUAUGGCGUUCAAAACCUGCACCAUGAGAAGUUGGUUACCAUGUUGAAGGAUGUUUUUGGAGACAAGCUCUGCCCGGUUGUCUUUGCUCAGGAGGUAAGUCUGCAAUAUCUCUGGGAGAAGGAGUAUCAGGUGCUGGUCUUUUACCACCACCCCAUGGCCCUGGAAGUGCCCUUCCUGUGGCCUGGCCAGAUGAUGCCCGCCCCCUGGGCUAACACCACUGACCCUGAGAAGUUGGUUCAGUUCCUCCAGGCCUCUGUUACUGACCGCAGGAGAAAGGGGACCUUCUUUGUUUCACAGGUGGUCCUCACACCAAAGGCCAGCACGGUGAUGAAGGGAGUGGCCAGUGGGCUCCGAGAGACGAUCACAGAAAGGGCUUUGCCGGGAAUGAUGCAGUGGAUUCGGUCGCAGAGACCUGGCGAAAGCGGCAUCAACAUCAUCACCGCCGACUUCGUGGAGCUGGGCGAAUUUAUCAGCGCUGUCAUCACCCUCAACUACCACAUGGAUGACGAAGACGACGACGAUGCCACCUGA